UGAACAACAGCAGCACCACUCCCUGCUAAUUGUGCCAUUGUGGCCUACUAUACUGACCCUUGGUGAGCUUUCUAGCUUACGGUCUUUGGUCUGUUUUACUACCUUCUCCCCAUCAUUGUUCCUCACUCCUCAGACACAUACUAUUCACGAGUUAUGCGGUAGUGUAUUCCAGCUGUCAGUGCAUGAGUGAUUCUCGACUCCCUUAUGCUCUUUGAAGGCAUCAAACAGAAUAACAACAUGGUUGUUGCUCGAGGCACGGAGAUACGGAUGGUCGGAGGGAACGGAACGGAGGCUCGGGGGAACUUUCGUCCUCGAGCAGCAUCUGUUUACCUACAUACAUAGGGAGGUAUGUACAGGCAGGCAGAUGGCGACGAGAAGGGAUUUCCAUGAACUACCCUACACUUCCUCGUAGCUCACACGUCCCGUCUCUUCGAAGCGCCGCGACCGUCAUCAGGCCUUCAUCCAACUAUUAGCACCCAACUUUUUCAAGUUUUGCUUUCCCAUCGCAGUGACCAUAUCGUCUGCCAUGGUCUCUCUGGAGCAGAUCCGGGCUUCCAAUUCGCGGGUGGGAACCAGUCUGCGGCCCGGGCUCGUGGCCGUUUUCGCCGGAGCAACUAGCGGCAUCGGCGAGACGUCGUUGAUACAGUUUGCCAAGGUCGCCGUCAGGCCCCGGAUCUACUUCCUGGGGCGGUCCAAGGCGUCUGGGGACCGUGUGCGGGCUGAGCUGCAAAAGCUGAAUCCAGAAGGAGAAUACAUCUACAUUAGCGUUGACGUUAGCCUGAUGAAAGCAGUCGACAAUGUCUGCCGCGGGAUCAAGAACAAUGAGGAUGCCAUUAAUAUCCUGUUCCUAACGACAGGAACCAUGGUUACCGGGAAAGGUAUGUGAGUGGAUGGAAUCGGGGAUCUAGCUAUUACCAGGCAGGAAAGAAUCAAGACAACCCUGGGGGUACGGCGUGGCAUGGGUAUGCUUGGCCGCUGGUGGAGGCAAGAAGAGACAAGGAGGACUUGCUGACUGACUUCACCUCAUCGUAGACACUGACGAGGGGCUCAACUACCCGGCCGCCGUGACAUUCUACGCGCGCAUGCGCUUCAUCGUCAACCUCCUGCCACUGGUGCGGAAAGCUACUGACCUCCGCCGCGUUGUCGCCGUCUUCGCCGCGACCAAGGAGGGCCCGGUCGAUACGGGGGAUCUGCAGGGCCACAAUGUCCAGCUGUUGUCGCAGCGCGGCCACUUCAGCUCCAUGACGACUCUCGCUUUGGAGGCCAUCGCGGAGAAGGCCCCUGAUGUCUGCUUCAUUCAUGACUUCCCGGGUUCCGUCAAGACCAACCUGGGAAAGGAGGUCAAAUCCGCGACGAUGAUGGUCAUGAAGGCCGUCUUCAAGGUCAUCGGCCCGUUUGUCUUCCUCAAUUUCGACGAGGCCGGCGAGCGCCAAGUGUUCUUCUCGACGAGCGCUCGCUUCCCUCCGAGAGCUCGAGGCGACGAGGAUGCUGCUGCUGCUAUCGCGGCUGGGGUGCCAUUGCCACCGGGCGUCGGGGUCGCGCGAGGGACGGAUGGCAAUACCGGCAGCGGCGUGUACUCGAUCAACAUCGACGGCGAGAGCGCGCCACCCAAGGUCGAGCAGCGGUUGGCCAAGAUGAGAGAGGAUGGCACAUUGCAGAAGGUGUGGGCUCACGUCGAGGAGGAGUUUGUUCGAAUCACCGGCGCUGCGGCUAUGUCUGUGUAGGCUCACCUGCAGCUCUGUCGUGACUUACUUUCAUCUUCUCUCCUGGCCGGCUCAACUGUUCGUCCGUCCCCGGCUCGCAAUUGUUAUAGGAGGGCGGCAUGCACUGCAUAUCUCAUCCUUCACAAAGUAUUCCUUUCCGGCUGUCUUGUGUUUAUUUCUAUAGCUGUUAGCUAUCCGGGUAAGGCUGCGCCGUGCUGUGUGAUGUCAUACUUAAGCCAGACCAUGACAGGGGCCGACAGCCUUAUUUAGAGAGGAGAUUCUAUCAGACCAUACUUGGACUGGCUAUCUUGACCGGGCAUACCAAGCUAUACUUGACGGGUGAGAUAUCUACGCUAUAAUAUUGAGGAUGUGGAAUUACAAUAAGGCGUAGUACCGCGUCUCGGAUACCAACCCAUCCAUCCUCCCAUUCGUUCCCUCG
Molecule: messenger RNA, 2142 nt
Organism: Exophiala dermatitidis NIH/UT8656
Lineage: Eukaryota; Fungi; Ascomycota; Eurotiomycetes; Chaetothyriales; Herpotrichiellaceae
Exons: 2
Coding region: 1083-1724 (213 amino acids)
Biological process (GO): secondary metabolic process
Source: RefSeq, a predicted model, not a curated record